GACGCGGGCACCGAGUCACCAGGCACAACCGUGGGCUCCGAGUCAACUGGGAUGACCGCUGGCACUGGGUCAGACAUUGGAUCGUUCUGGCUGGACAGCGGGCAUCGGGUCACCAGGCAUCAGGUCAUUUGGCUCGACAGCGGGCACCGCGUCAUCUGGCAAGGCAGUGGGCUCCGAGUCAACAGGCACGACAGUGAGCACCGGGUCAUCAGGUACCGGAUUGUCUGGCUCGAACAGCGGGCAUCGGGUCACCAGGCCAUCAGGUCAUUUGGCUCGACAGCGGGCACCGGAUCAGGGUACCGGAUCAUCUGGAUCAACAGCGGGCAUCGAGUCAACUGGCCUAAUAGGAUCGUCAGGCUGGAUCAGUUCAUCAUGCUGGGUAGAGGCAUCAGGCUGAAUGCCGGCGUCCCGGCUGAGUAGAGGCUUCAGGCGGAGUAGAGGCUUCAG
Molecule: messenger RNA, 447 nt
Organism: Staurois parvus
Lineage: Eukaryota; Metazoa; Chordata; Amphibia; Anura; Ranidae
Source: the annotation of a GenBank genome assembly